Molecule: messenger RNA, 1313 nt
Organism: Vigna umbellata (rice bean)
Lineage: Eukaryota; Viridiplantae; Streptophyta; Magnoliopsida; Fabales; Fabaceae
Source: RefSeq, a predicted model, not a curated record
AUUCAAGUGACUCCAUGGAUUGUCCAAAAACACACCGCAAUUCUCCGCACCGCCUUUCCAUACGAACACCUCUCCAAAUUUUCUCGUCUGUUCCUUGUUUUCCUGCAAUGGUGGGCCCCUUCAGCGCCGUCGAUCGCAGGGUGGUUAGAGUCGCCAUCGUAGGCGACUGUGGUACCGGAAAAUCCACACUCAUUGCUGCAAUGGCGUCGGAAUCUUUCCCCAAGUCCGUUCCGGCCGUGCUCCCUCCUACUCACCUGCCUCAUAAUCUCUACCCCGAUUCCGUUCCUCUUACCCUCAUUGACACACCUUCCAGCUUCGAAAAGCAAGGCGAGCGCAGUGAAGAAUUGAAGCGAGCUGACACGGUGGUCUUAACCUAUGCUUGCGACGAACCGUUGAGCUUUGAGCGUUUGAGUACUUACUGGCUCCCUGAACUGCGGAAGUUGGAGGUGAAGGCACCUGUGAUUGUAGUUGGCUGUAAGCUUGACCUUCGGAAUGAAAAUCAGCUAGUGAGCUUAGAGAGUCUCACAACAAAUAUCAUGCAACAGUUCACAGAAAUUGUCACUUGUGUUGAAUGCUCUGCUGUUACACUUUACCAGGUCCCAGAAGUUUUUUAUUUUGCCCUAAAAGCAGUACUGCAUCCAGUAGAUCCGUUGUUUGAUUAUAAAAGACAUGGUUUGACAGAUCCAUGUGUGAGGGCUUUAAGAAGAAUAUUUAUUCUAUGCGAUCAAGACAUGGAUGGUGCUCUCAAUGAUGAAGAGCUAAAUGAGUUUCAGGUUAAAUGCUUCAAUGCAGCAUUGCAGCCAUCUGAAAUAGUAAAAGUCAAAUCGAUUGUGCAGCAGAAAGUACCUGACGGAGUCAACUCUGUUGGUCUUACCUUUCCAGGCUUUAUUUAUGUCAAUAACAUGUUUCUACAGAAAGGGCGAACAGAGACAUUGUGGGCCGUUCUAAGAAAGUUUGGAUAUGAUAAUAAUUUAAAACUUCGGGAUGAUUUCCUUCCAGUUCCAUCCAUGCAUGCUUCUGAUCAGAGUGUGGAGCUGACAUGUGAAGCCGUAGAGUUUCUGAAUGAUAUCUUUCAAUUGUUAGAUACAGAUAAAGAUCUAACUCUACGACCUGCCGAAGUUGAUAACCUAUUUGAUACUGCUCCAGAAAGUCCAUGGAACAAUGCUCCAUAUAAGGAUGCAGCAGAGAAAUCUGAUACGGGCUAUAUCUCUCUAAAUGGAUUUUUGUCUCAGGUGCUUACUUUAUACUUUUCUUCUUCAACCUUUACCAUUGAUGGAUCUCUGAAAGGAUUUUUGUGAUUCAUGAUUCUAAUU